Micropterus dolomieu (smallmouth bass) is the source of this 1813-nucleotide messenger RNA. It is a transcript of the gene dph7, whose product is annotated as diphthamide biosynthesis 7. The transcript is spliced from 10 exons. Bases 181 to 1506 code for a protein of 441 amino acids. The record is from RefSeq and is a predicted model, not a curated record. Gene Ontology annotation, molecular function: protein binding. Lineage: Eukaryota; Metazoa; Chordata; Actinopteri; Centrarchiformes; Centrarchidae.
UCUGUGCAUAUUCAGUAUUAAAGUUCAUUUGACUUUGGACAUUUAAUUCACCUGUUGGAUAUCUGUUCACUGUCACAAGUGUCUGUCUGUUUGUUGACAGUUUGCGCUGCGUGAGACUGCGUGAAGUGUGAUAAAUCUAUUGCACAGACACAGUAACGUUAUGCAGAGCAGACCGUGGUCAUGGCGUGGAAGUCGAGGACCCGCAACCUACAGGUGUUUGACACGGAGCUGAGUGCAGACACGGUCGAAUGGUGUCCCGUUCCAUCGAGCCACGACAUCCUGGCCUGCGGGACAUAUCAGCUGCAGAAAGGGACGGGGGAAGACGAUGCCCCCCCGAGCAGGACAGGUCGUUUGUACCUUUUUGAAUUCCGUCGAGAGGGAUCGAUGAGCCCUCCUCUCACUGAGCUACAGCGCAUGGACACGCCAGCCAUUUUGGAUUUAAAAUGGUGCCACGUGCCGGUGUCAGGGGGGGCAGUGCUGGGAAUGGCAGCUGCCACCGGAGAGCUUCAGCUGUACACGCUAUCAGAGAGUCAGGAAGGCGGCCGCAGUCUGCAGGCUCUGAGCAGUUUGGAGGUGGGAGCAGAGCGGCUGGCUCUGUCAUUAGACUGGUCCACUGGAAGAAUGCACAGCAGUGACGUGCGGGUGGUGUGCAGUGACUCUGCAGGCUGCGUCAGUGUGCUCUCCCUGGCUGAAGGCACUCUGACGGCUCUGUCACAGUGGAAGGCCCAUGACUUCGAAGCCUGGAUCUCAGCCUUCUCCUACUGGGACACACAGCUGGUUUACUCUGGUGGUGAUGAUUGCAAACUUAAAGGCUGGGAUCUCAGGCUUGGUCCCUCCUGCCCCAUUUUCACCAGUAAAAGGCACUCAAUGGGCGUAUGCAGUAUUCACAGCAACCCACACCGGGAACACAUCCUGGCUACAGGCAGCUAUGAUGAGCAGGUUUUGUUGUGGGAUGGCAGGAACAUGCGGCAGCCUCUCAGUGAGAGUCCAAUGGGGGGUGGAGUGUGGAGGUUGAAGUGGCAUCCGACCCAUCAGCACCUACUGCUGGCAGCCUGCAUGCACAAUGACUUUCAUAUCCUUCACUGCCAGCAGGCUCUAGAGGGCAGUGGAGGAGCAUGUCCUGUCGUAGCCUCUUAUAUCCUCCACAACUCCCUGGCGUAUGGAGCCGACUGGUCCCAGCUCUCCCUGGAGAAACCUGCUCCCUCCUCCCCUCCUGCUGCAGAACCAAAGGAAAGCCUUACAGAGAGCGGAGGGCACUUGAGGAUUCAGUAUGAAUCUCCCACUGCCAGCUUUGACACUUCCCUGGAGGAUGAUUCUGGACAAUACAUCGCAGAAGGCACUGCAGCGCCAUCUACCACCCCUACUGCAGGUCCUGCCCUCAACUCUGAGGAUUCCCCUUCAAUGUUCUCUCUGCUGUCGAGCUGCUCAUUCUAUGACCAUAUGCUCCAUGUGUGGCGCUGGGACUGGACCCCAGAUGAGGCUCCACACGAAUCGGAGCAAUGUUGACUGGAGCACUGACACUACAGAAAUCUCCUGUCAAAUUAUAACAUGUCCCGAAGUAAAGCAGAAUGUACACCCCAGCAAUAACAUGGGCAUGAUACUGUUUUUUCACUCAGUCUUCCCUGUAAAAGUCCCCACACUUUAGAUUACCACAGAAUAUGCAACCAGAAAACCAUAUAUUUUCACAAUGACUUGAUUUUUAGAAACUUGUAUUCAAAUAUAGUUUAGAAUCUUUAUGCUGUAUGUCCUAAGCAACAAGAUCAAUACAACCAUUCACUCAUAUACCUUUCCUCAUUAAAGCAUUUUGAAAGCA